CUCUACACCGGGUCCGUGUGCCACCUCUCCCUGCUUGGGCGCCGAGGCGCGAGCGCUUCCCUUCCCCCCUGCGAGCGUGCGGAUAAUGUCUGAGAAUGUCCAUUUCUGGGACGCUUAGCAGCUAUUAUGUCGACUCGAUCAUAAGUCACGAGAGUGAGGACGCGCCUCCAGCCAAGUUUCCUUCGGGCCAGUACGCGAACCCGCGGCCGCCGAGCCACGCCGAGCACCUGGACUUCCCCUCGUGCAGCUUCCAGCCCAAAGCGCCGGUGUUCGGCGCCUCCUGGGCGCCGCUGAGCCCGCACGCGUCGGGGAGCCUGCCGUCGGUCUACCACCCCUACCUGCAGCCCCAAGGCGCGCCGGCGGCAGAGAGCAGGUACCUCCGCACCUGGCUGGAGCCCGCGCCGCGCGCCGAGGCCACCCCGGGGCAGGGCCAGGCAGCGGUGAAGGCGGAGCCGCUGCUGGGCGCGCCGGGGGAGCUGCUCAAACAGGGCACGCCCGAGUACAGUUUGGAAACUUCGGCGGGCAGGGAGGCUGUCCUGUCUAAUCAAAGAGCCGGCUACGGGGACAAUAAAAUUUGCGAAGGAAGCGAGGACAAAGAGAGGCCGGAUCAAACCAACCCCUCUGCCAACUGGCUGCACGCCCGCUCUUCCCGGAAAAAGCGCUGUCCCUACACCAAAUAUCAGACGCUGGAGCUAGAGAAGGAGUUUCUGUUCAAUAUGUACCUCACCAGGGACCGCAGGCACGAAGUGGCCAGACUCCUCAAUCUGAGUGAGAGACAAGUCAAAAUCUGGUUUCAGAACCGGCGGAUGAAAAUGAAGAAAAUGAAUAAGGAGCAGGGCAAAGAGUAAAGACCAGUCACACCCUUCCCUACCUCACUCUGCUUAUUUAUGGGAUGGCUGCAAAGCCACUGCUGUCUGUGAUGUGUCCAAGUGAGUGGGGAAGGGCGGCCAUCUCCUCUUUAAAGUCCCUCACCUGCACCUGGAGCCUGUCUCCCCUCCUUUGCCUGUCCUUGUCUCCCCCCCAGGUGUCAGAAGGGAGUUUUGCUAAGUUAGAAGCUAGCUGUAGUCAGUUCCUAGGAAAGUGAUGAACCUCCAGGAGACAGAACCCUAGUCAAGCUCCUAGCAUCCCCCUCCCCUGUUCCCCCCAUAAGUUUUCUGGAAAAACCCAGCCCCUCUCUUCCAACCUGCCUGUUCCCUCCCUGUUCCUAACCAGAAGUCACCCAGGAACAGUUUAACUGUACACACCCCCAACAGAUGCCCAUAGUCAUAAAGUUUGGACUCCACACUAAUAAUGGAGAAAGUGACACCCAAUGUGCAGUGUUCACCAAAUCCAGCUGGACAGCCAUCCAGUCAGAUUCAAACCCCUGGUCCAAAAAGGCACAGGGUGGGAUGUCUAAGGAGAAUCCUUAAUGGGCCACUGCAGUCCAAAGUCUCAUCAUCUGAGUACUUCACCCUGUGGAAUUGCCAACUAUACCCCAGGCCUCAGGGCCUGUGGGUAGAUGGGGCCCACCCAGGCCCCAAGAUGUUGUGAGCUAAAAAUGGCAAAAAAAAAGAGUAGGAUUUUAUGAAGGUACCUUUAGUGGAGCCCCCUCGUAUAUUUUCUUUGCAGGAAGUGUUUAAUUCUGCAUGUUUUCCUCUCCUUCCAACUAAAGAAGGUCAAACUGGGUCGCAGAGCCUUGACAAUGCCAUUCCCCCAUUCACACGUCCCCCUUGACAGACUGCAGCUUUUCUUGCUGAUCACAGGUCUUGAAUUCUCCUCCAUUCCUUCUAGCUCGAAAAUCAACUCUCCUUUUGGCUAAAUCCAUCUUGCACCAGUGAGUCAAGUCUCCUCAUGUAGAAAUAAAGCCCCUUCACCCCUUGCUAGGUCGACCCCACCUUAGAGAAGGCCGGGUCAGGAGAGUCUGGUAGAGAAUUUAUUGUGAAUCCAUUUCCCAGCUCCCUUCCAGAGCAGGACAAGAGGAGCAGUGGCCUCUGUGAGCAGGGCUAGUGGGUCUCUCCCCAUUUCACUGGUUUCCUGGCCCACGAAGAAGAGAGCCCCCUGGCACCCAGCCAGAGGGUCAAAGGAAGAUUUCCCCCAGAGAUCAGAAUGGGGACUUCACCUCCUGCAGAAUACACUGCUGUGCCCACCCAGCUGAUGCAUGCUGGCACACAGUCCCGUGUGCAAAGGAAAGAGGCAAAAUCGUGCCUCUCCACGGGGCAGAGGCUCACCUUCUGCUUCUCCCCCCCCUGCUUCUCAAUCCCUUCCACCCGUGGACUCUUUCUCCUGCUUCUCCUGGCCCUGCAAAGAGGUCAUUCCAGUAGAACUUUGGAGUUUUAUUUUAUUUUUUGCUUUGUCAGUGGCUGUGGUGAAACUGUGCUUGUGUUUUGUGAUUUCUUUGGCAAUGGUUUUCAGUUGUUGCUCAUAAGGGAGG
Mesocricetus auratus (golden hamster) is the source of this 2410-nucleotide messenger RNA. It is a transcript of the gene Hoxb9, whose product is annotated as homeobox B9. The record is from RefSeq and is a predicted model, not a curated record. Gene Ontology annotation, cellular component: nucleus. The transcript has 2 exons. Lineage: Eukaryota; Metazoa; Chordata; Mammalia; Rodentia; Cricetidae. The coding region runs from base 96 to 848 and encodes 250 amino acids. Gene Ontology annotation, biological process: DNA-templated transcription; embryonic skeletal system morphogenesis; proximal/distal pattern formation. Gene Ontology annotation, molecular function: RNA polymerase II cis-regulatory region sequence-specific DNA binding; DNA-binding transcription factor activity, RNA polymerase II-specific.